CCACCGCCUCUCCCUUCUGCGGGUUCCGGGCUCCCGCUGGAAGCGGUCGCCCCGCGGGGCGUCUCCCGAGGACAGAGGAAGGGAGGCGGCGGGCGCUCCCGGAGACGAGGGCGCCCGCUCCCCCCAGCCGCUGCGCUGCGCCGCGGCGCGCAGGGGCUCUGCCGGCUGCUAUUCCGGCUGGCGACGGCCGCCGCAGGAAGGGCCGCUUCCUGCCUCCCCCGCCCCCUUCCCUCGCCUUCUGCUGACGCUGACGUCGGAUGAAGGAGCUGGAGGGACGCUCCGACCGCGGCCGGGAGGCUCCUGGGGGCCGGGGCUCCGAGGUUAUAACUUAUCCUCUCAUGCCUUUUUCCUGCCCUUCCUCCCCAAAUCAUCAACAGUAGAAAAAGAAGAAAACAUGUCAGGACACAAAUGCAGUUAUCCUUGGGACUUACAGGAUCGGUAUGCUCAAGAUAAGUCAGUUGUAAAUAAGAUGCAGCAGAAAUAUUGGGAAACAAAGCAAGCCUUUAUUAAAGCCACAGGGAAGAAGGAAGAUGAGCAUGUCGUCGCCUCUGAUGCAGACCUGGAUGCCAAGCUGGAGCUAUUUCACUCGAUUCAGAGAACCUGUUUGGACUUGUCUAAGGCAAUUGUACUCUAUCAAAAGAGAAUAUGUUUCUUGUCUCAAGAAGAAAACGAACUGGGAAAAUUCCUCCGAUCCCAAGGCUUCCAAGAUAAAACCAGAGCAGGGAAGAUGAUGCAAGCCGCGGGAAAGGCCCUCUGCUUUUCUUCCCAGCAAAGGUUGGCCUUGCGAAAUCCUUUGUGUCGAUUUCAUCAAGAAGUGGAGACUUUUCGGCACCGGGCCAUCUCGGACACUUGGCUGACAGUGAACCGCAUGGAACAGUGCCGGACUGAAUACAGAGGGGCAUUACUAUGGAUGAAGGAUGUGUCACAGGAGCUUGAUCCAGACCUCUAUAAGCAAAUGGAGAAGUUCAGGAAGGUACAAACACAAGUACGCCUUGCCAAAAAAAGCUUUGACAAGUUGAAGAUGGAUGUGUGUCAAAAAGUAGACCUUCUUGGAGCAAGCAGAUGCAAUCUCUUGUCUCAUAUGCUAGCAACCUACCAGACCACUCUGCUUCAUUUUUGGGAGAAAACGUCUCAUACUAUGGCAGCCAUCCAUGAGAGCUUCAGAGGUUAUCAACCAUAUGAAUUCACUACCUUAAAGAGCUUACAAGAUCCAAUGAAAAAACUGGUCGAAAAUGAGGAAAGGAAGAUCUCCCAACAGGAGAGUGCUGAGGCCGCCACAGAGCCGAGUCAGCAGUUAAUUUCAUUAGCAGAUGAAAACCAGCACAAAGAAUCCUCUAAUUUUAAGACCGAAGAUGGAAAAAAUGUUUUAUCUGCCUUAGACAAAAGCUCUACACAAAAUGCUUGCUCAGAUGAACUAUUAGACAUGAAACCUGAGGAAGGUGCUUGCCUGGGCCCAGCAGCAGGGACCCUGGACCCCGAAGGUGCUGACAAAGACGACCUGCUGCUGCUGACUGAGAUCUUCAGUGCCUCCUCCCUGGAAGAGGGCGAGUUCAGCAAAGAGUGGGCUGCUGUGUUCGGAGACGGGCGGCUAAAGGAGCCAGCACUCGCUGCAGCCCCGGGAGAGGCAGACCCCAAGCUCCAGGCAGGCUCUGGAUUCCUCCCUUCACAGCUUUUAGACCAAAAUAUGAAAGACUUACAGGCCUCACUACAGGAGCCUGCCAAGGCUGCCUCGGACCUGACUGCCUGGUUCAGCCUCUUCGCUGACCUCGACCCAUUGUCAAAUCCUGACGCUGUUGGGAAAACCGAUAAAGAACAUGAAUUGCUCAACGCAUGAGUCUGCAGCCUGCAGGAGGGCGUCCACGUGCCGCGCCUGAGCAGUGCACCUGGGGCUUGCAGAUGUAUGAAGCGAUCAGUAUGCUGUUUUACUAUUUACGUGCCAUUUUAAUAAAAUAAAAGGGUCAAAGGCCCUGUU
Manis pentadactyla (Chinese pangolin) is the source of this 1972-nucleotide messenger RNA. RefSeq names its product islet cell autoantigen 1 (gene ICA1). Gene Ontology annotation, molecular function: protein domain specific binding. Gene Ontology annotation, cellular component: Golgi apparatus. Lineage: Eukaryota; Metazoa; Chordata; Mammalia; Pholidota; Manidae. The coding region runs from base 395 to 1834 and encodes 479 amino acids. The record is from RefSeq and is a predicted model, not a curated record. Gene Ontology annotation, biological process: regulation of transport. The transcript has 14 exons.